UCCGUGCAUAUCCAUCCAGUCCGGGUGGUCGUCUGGUCCCAGUCAAUCCUCUCGGGGUGCAGAAGGACGAAGCAAAAUGAUGCUUCAGCACCCAGGCCAGGUCUCUGCCUCCGAAGUCAGUGCCUCUGCCAUCGUCCCCUGCCUGUCCCCUCCCAGGACACUGGUGUUUGAGGACUUUGCUAACCUGACGCCGUUUGUCAAGGAAGAGCUGAGGUUUGCCAUCCAGAGCAAGCACCUGUGCCAUCGGAUGUCCGCCGCGCUGGAAUCGGUCACAGUGAGCGACAGACCCCUGGAGAUGUCGGUCAUGAAAGCGGAGGCAGUCCCUGAAGAAGAUGAAAGGAAAAAGAGGCGACGGGAAAGAAAUAAGAUUGCAGCCGCUAAGUGCCGAAACAAGAAGAAGGAGAAGACAGAGUGCCUGCAGAAGGAGUCAGAGAAGCUGGAGAGCGUGAAUGCCGAGCUGAAGGCGCAGAUAGAGGAGCUGAAGAACGAGAAGCAGCAUUUGAUCUACAUGCUCAACCUGCACCGGCCCACGUGCAUUGUCCGGGCUCAGAACGGGCGGACUCCCGAAGACGAGAGAAACCUGUUUAUCCAACAGAUAAAAGAAGGAACAUUGCAGAGCUAAGCAGCCGUGGUGUGGGGGCAACUGGGGAGGCCUCAGUGAAUCCUCCUUUUCCACCCAAAACCCUGAAACCAUUGGAAAGCUGACUUCCUGUGCACCUCUAGAAUCCCAGCAGCUGAGAACCAUGGGGGCAAGAGGGCCCGUGGCAUCUCUGCUGGGCCUCCCCACUCUGGACCAGGGCAAGUGCAUCCUUUGUCUCAACUCCAGGAUUUAGGUCUUAACAUACUGGCCGUUCUUUGCCGUCCAAAUGACCCCUGGUUAGGGUCCUGCCCAUCCGUCAGGAUUCACGCAGAGUGUCUGUACUUCGGGUGGGCGGGGUGGGGCCAUCUCCGCAGCAGCUGUCCAGUGUCACUCAGGGCACGCGGAGUGAGAGUGACAUGCACUGAAGUUGUGUGAUGGCCAGGGCUGUGCUUUCUAGCAGAUACGCUGCUGUGUUCCGGAAUCACUGUGCGCAAGGUACCCGUUACCAAACUAGGUGUCGUUGUGCUCUUUUGAUGUCUCUUUCUGUGAUUACCCUCAGGCUGGCGCCUGAGAGUAUGGGGUCUUGUCGCCAUGGGUGGUGUCUCACGCGAGUGUUCAAGUGGCCCGAAGAGCUUGGCAGCCCCAGAGAGCAGAACCGUCCUGUGGGCCGGUAGGGUGAGGCCUCCUUUCCUGUGGCACCCAGGCAUACGGAGCAGCCAGGGGCAGGGCUGCAGGUCCUGUUCAAACUCAGUUAUGGUGUCCUGGGAAGAAAACAAAGUCCAACCUGCAAGAGCUGAGAUCUCUCUGCUCAGUGACUUAGGUCAGGAGUUAUUCUUAGGCCAGAAGAGCCGAAGACUCUUGCGUUCCCUUUUCUGGUGGUCAGAAGCCGGUCGGUGGAGACACACGGUGGGAGCCAGUGAUGGCCGGGCCUUCACGUUACUGGACGCUCACGCGUUGUUCUUGUCAUGUAGCUGUUUGAAGAAACCUGGCCUGGAGCAUUUGCAGCUGUAAGUGUCACACGGGUCACAGGACUCUGGCUACUGUCUAUUCAGAUUCUGAUGUUUCUGUGAAAUCCUCAGAGUGUUCGAUCCUACUCAAUAGUAUCAUUACAAUUUUCUGUAAGAGAAAAUAUUACUUAUUUAUCCCAGUAUUCCUGUUGGUGUAAUAAAUAUUGGAACCAAGACGUGGUAAAUGUAAAUGUUGUGCUGGCUUCUGUUUUUCCAUAUCAGUGGGUUGUUGAAAACUAGGCACUCCCCACCUGUCCCCGCUCCAUGACUGUGCUGAUUUACUUGAAUGUCUCAGGGUAUUAGCCUUUGUUUCUUGGGGCACCACCAGGUGGGACGGUUGAUUUUCAGUUGUGUUCCUCAGACUAGGGCACCUGAAGCUCGAUUUCUCCUUGAUGCUCCAAGUACACCCUUUAGACCAGCUAUUCAGGACUAAGACAUAAAAUCCGAAUUGCUCUAUACUUUGACUGUCAGUUUCUCUGAAUGUACAAGUGCCUGCAACACCUGUUGUCCAACUCUAGCCUCUGACACCCCCCUUCUCGGCACUGUGCUCCUCUGAAGGAAUUACCUGCUUGGACUACAAGUUCCAGGACAUCCAAAGCAUGUCUCGGUGUUACAGAUGUAUUUCAGAUAUCACAAAAGAGUAAGGGGGACAGGCGAAGAGAGAACAGUUUGGGGAAAGACACAUGUGGUAGUUUCAAGAAAGGUAUUCUACUUAAUUUUCAAGACUUCCCACACCAAAAAAAUGAGCCCUCAGGUCUGGAAUAGAAGCAGGCUCCCUUGCUCUCUGCUUGGACACAAACCUCACACUCCUGGGCCAGAGAUGAAAGUUGACCGUGCUGCUACUAUCUCUAUGAUAUUCUGCAAACACUGACUUCCUUCAUCAGCCUGAGCGCUGUGCCUGCUUCUUUGGACUCAUGGAUAGUUCCCUUAUAUGACCCGCUAUGAUGCAGGCUUAUGAAUUGUGCUGUCUGAAGUGCACAUCGGGGUCUGUUCCGGCUCUGUAAAGAUUCACCUGAGUCAACUUGAUCGGUUUGGGAGCCACCCUCGGGAUUAGUAAAGCAC
Messenger RNA from Fukomys damarensis (Damara mole-rat), 2649 nucleotides. It is a transcript of the gene Atf3, whose product is annotated as activating transcription factor 3. The coding region runs from base 77 to 622 and encodes 181 amino acids. Gene Ontology annotation, cellular component: nucleus. Gene Ontology annotation, molecular function: DNA-binding transcription factor activity, RNA polymerase II-specific; RNA polymerase II cis-regulatory region sequence-specific DNA binding. Gene Ontology annotation, biological process: regulation of transcription by RNA polymerase II. The transcript is spliced from 4 exons. Lineage: Eukaryota; Metazoa; Chordata; Mammalia; Rodentia; Bathyergidae. The record is from RefSeq and is a predicted model, not a curated record.